GUGGGUUUUUUUCCGCGUUUGUGUGUGUUUGUUAAGAUGAGUAAGCAAGUGUGUCUGCAAGACAUACAGACUAUGAGCCUGUGUUCUUAUGCACAUUUCUGCAUAUGUACAUCUAGUUGUAAAUAUACAAGAGUUCUUGCAUAGAGUUCAUCUCCCAUGACACAUACACCACCGUUCAACAGUUUGGGGUCACUCAGGCAAAUUCAUGUUUUCCAUGAAAACUCAUACUUUCAUUCAUGUGCUAACAUAAUUGCACAAGGAUUUUCUAAUCAUCAAUUAGCCUUUCAACACCAUUAGCUAACACAAUGUAGCAUUAGAACACAGGAGUGAUGGUUGCUGGAAAUGUUCCUCUGUACCCCUAUGGAGAUAUUCCAUUAAGAAUCAGACAUUUCCAGCUAGAAUAGUCAUUUACCACAUUAACAAUGUCUAGACUGUAUUUCUGAUUCAUUUAAUUUUAUUUUCAUUGAAAAACAUGAUUUUCUUUCAAAAAAUAAGGUGAUUUCUAAGUGACCCCAAACUUUUGAACGGUAGUGUAUACAGUUAGUAAUGAGAGCAGUUGCUGAUUUACCAAGAAAAAUGGAUCCUUUACUUUUCACGGCAGAUGACAAAUGAGGCAUCUUUUUUCAAUGUAUAGCAUGUUUUAGCAUCUGUAAUGAUUUAACAAAAUAACUAACAUUAGAUGACUUUUAAAUGUUGCCUACUCACUUAAUUUCAAGGGAGAAUCCUAUAAAGCUGUGUUAAAAACUCAUUCAUCAUUAUCAUAAGACUAAAAGUCUUAAGCUGCAUAACCCAGUAAAUGGUACAUACACAUGUUUGCAGAUGACAACAGGGCAGAUAAACACACUACUUAAAGUGAAAAUAAUUUAAUAGCUCAGUGAUUUGACAAAUCUGUGCCAUAUGACAGAACUGCCAUUUUGCUGUGUUCACACACACUCAAAGAAAUUAACUGUGGUAUCACUAUCUUUAAAUAGUUUACACCAUUUGAAUCAUGAGACUUUGUGCUUUCAAAUGAUGCACAAUUUGUCAGAUUCAAUUUUGAAAUGGCUGAUACUAUUCAAAAUGAGUCUUUAAGGGAUAAUUUAGUUAGUAUACCUUUGUUGUUGUAUUUCUCUAUAACUCUAUAAAUAAAGUAUCUCUUCCUAUAGCCCAGUUCACAUCACUUUAAGAUUUGGAGAAAUCCGUCUUGAAAGCCAGGGUACUCUUACAUAUAACUGAAAAGGUAAGAUGGUUUAGUGUACUGUGUGCCAUACAUGUUGGAGUGAAACAAAUAUUACUCAACUAAAAACAUAAACAGUCAAGUUUAAAUCACAGCAGUAGUAAUUUAAAGGUCCAGUCUAGCAAUAGACUGAGCUGCCCUCAUUUUUAGUCAACAACUAAAAAUUCCAGACCCUGCAGAAUGCAAGCAGUUGCUUCUUUUCAUUAAACUCUGUCUGGUAAAGCACACUUUGACGUAAACAGUAAAUGAAUAUGUGAGAACACUGAACUGAGAAUCGUCAGACCUCAUAAUUAACCCACCUUCUGACACGUGCAUGAGCAUUCAUGAGUUUUUCUGGGACUGAAUACACGUGUGUGUGUGUGUUCAGUAUGUGACGCACAUCUGUCUGUCAGUUUAGACGUGUCUUUUUAUAUGCAUACAUGAUUGUGUGUGUGUGUGAGUGCAGGAUUAAUUCCAGGUGUUAAUUAGGCCUGAUGAAAGCUGGAGGUGAGCAGAUCAUCAGACAGACACAUUAGUUUUCCGUGCCAGGCUCCUACUCUCUCUCCAUUUCAGGAAUCCUAUUUUCUCAUGCUUGCGUCCUGUCUCCCCCCAUUCAUCAAAUCCCAUUUUUCUCCCUCAGCUUCUCCACCUGCCUCCUUUUCUCUUGUUAAGACACUGCCAUCCAUUCGCCACCUCACCCCACCAUGCCCAAAUUUCCCCUCUCUUACCUUCCUUCCCUCCUUUGGGGGAGAGAUAUUUUUAUCAUCAGCCACCUGUGAGAGCAUAAUCAUUCUGCAUUAUUAAUCACUCUAUUCUGCUCCCAUGACUCUUCCACUUACACAUCUAUCUAUGUAUCUAUGUAUCUAUCUAUCUAUCUAUCUAUCUAUCUGUCUGUCUGUCUGUCUGUCUGUCUGUCUGUCUGUCUGUCUGUCUGUCUGUCUGUCUGUCUGUCUGUCUGUCUGUCUGUCUGUCUGUCUGUCUGUCUGCACCUUUGUUUUUCUGUCCUCCUGAAAAGAAUGAAAAAGCAAGCAAGCAAGAAAGAAACUUGCCGGAGAGCAGAAAUCCGGUGAAAAGAGAACAGUUGGAACUGCAGUCGGCUCUCAGUGGGUUGGAUUGAUUGUGAUUACUGAGAGAACAGCAUGUCUGAUGGAGCAUACAGAGCUAAUAACAGUGAGGGCCUGGCAAAAGGGAGAGAAAAGGUGAGCGGAGGCCAGAAAAAAGAGAAGUUGAGAUAGGCUGGUUCUCUCUUCGGCCAUUCAUUUUUAACCCCUCCACCCCUCCUCCCAUGCUGCUCACCUGCUCACCCUCUUUCUGCGCACACACAAAAAAUAUCUUGUAGACACGCAGCACAAGCCAUGUCUGCCCCCGUCUAGCUGCAUUACCCCGCUAGUCUGGGCUUCAUUUGAUUUCACUGAAGGCCGCAGCACUUUCCUGAAGGCAGAUUGAACAUGGCUGUCACACCUGGUACCCCAGAAUCAGGACACACUUACCUGAGUGUGUGUGCGUGUGUGUGUGUGUGUGUGUGUGUGUGUGUGUGUGUGUGUCUGUGUGUGUGUGUGUGUGUGUGUGUGUGUGUGUGUGUCUGUGUGUGUGUGUGUGUGUGUGUGUGUGUGUGUGUGUGUGUGUGUGUGUGUACAUACUUGCAAAGAAAAAUAACCAAACAACCCCACCCCACCCACUCCCCCAGCCAAAAAAAAACCUGGGUGCUUGCUUCUGAAAAUGUAACAGAGCUGCUUAGGCUCAUAAAUGCUAAAGUGAGCGGAGAGCAAAACAUUUUUGAUUUAAGUCUUCAAGCAUACACAUUUGUGCAUCUGUGUGUAUUUGCGUGGAAAGCAAGUAAGCGUGUGCCGCUUUUGUCUGAAACACAGAGGAGAGUUGUGCGCUCAGAACAAGACAGAGAGAGAAAAGUAAUCGAAGGAGUUGAAGUGAGAUGAUGGGUGCAGCUCCCAUCUCGAAGUGUUUGAGGCUGUAUUAGGAUUCAGGCUGGAGUGCGGUGGAGAUGGAGUGUGUCUGGCUGCUUGCGUGGCAGACAGAAGCAGGUGACGCACCUGAAAUUGAACUGCCAUUCUCAAUUCCUUCCAGCCACCCAAACAGACUGGACGUCACACACUCCAGCCGCUCUCGUUUUUGUUCGGAGGUGGAAGUUCAGGGUCAGAAGUUGAAGGUUACGGCAAAUAUAUACAGGACCUUCAAAUCACCACAUCUGCCACGACGUCAGCAUCCUUCUCUUUGUUGGUUCCCUUAGCAACAGAACGUCUAAGCCUACACAAAACACCUCUUUGUGUUCUUAGGUCUUCUUUUAGAAAAACUCGGUCAACCAAACAAUCACUUGUAUCCAGUGUUCUAGUGUUGAUUUUGCUUGAAGAAGCACCACGUGUCAGUGAUAGAAGUAAUAAUAUCUUUGUAAUGCGUCACCAAGUGACUGUCACUGCAAAUAAUAUCCACAUUAUUGAUGUAAGUAGCCUCUUACCAACUUGUACUUUUUCAAAGGCAGUGGGAAAUGUAGGACAACGUGUAUUUAAAAUCUCGUGUUAUUUAAAGUUUAUCUGUCGAAUCCCAUGAGAGACACAUUAAAGUCGAAGAACUGUCAGCUUUUUUUUCAGGGAAAUUGUUUCUUCAAAGCUGUCACUCUCAGUCGAUUCCUGUUUGCCACGACCAACUCUCUGAACCUGAAAGACACAGGAAAUAAACAGACAGGCAGGAAGGUCAGAGUUCAUCUGGCGUCCCAGUUGAAACUAUGACCUGAUCCUGCUGGUCGCCACCACAGUCCCCAUAACAGGAAGGGGUGGACUGACAGCAGGGGAAGUGGACAGGGACGAGGCAGGAGGUGAAGGCACAAGGUGUCCUUCUUCCUCUUCAUUGUGUUUGUUGUUUACACCAUGCUGCCCUUCUCCAUGAGAGGGGCCAUUAUCGCCAGCGGCAUCACCUGUUUCUCACACACUGUCACCCUCAGCAUCUGUCUGACCUCCACUGUUGCAGAACUGGAACCUCUCAUCUGGCAGAUCCUAGCCAAUGUAAUCAUCUUCAUGUGCGGUAACCUGGCCGGAGCGUACCACAAGCACCUGAUGGACCUGGCACUCAAACAGACCUAUCAAGACACCUGCAACUGCAUCAAGUCGCCCAUCAAACUAGAGUUUGAAAAGCACCAACAGGAGCGUUUACUGUUAUCCUUACUGCCUGCUCAUAUAGCCAGAGUAAUGAAAGCUGAGAUCAUCCAGAGGCUGCAGGGACCAAACUCUGGUCGAACUGAGAGCACCAACAACUUCCACAACCUCUACGUGCAGCGGCACACCAAUGUCAGUAUUCUCUAUGCAGACAUUGUGGGCUUCACCAGGCUGGCCAGUGACUGCUCUCCAGGUGAACUGGUGCACAUGCUGAAUGAACUUUUUGGCAAAUUUGACCAGAUUGCAAAGGAAAAUGAGUGUAUGCGAAUCAAGAUCCUGGGAGACUGUUAUUACUGCGUGUCUGGUCUGCCUGAGUCGCUGCCUCACCACGCCAGGAAUUGCGUGAAGAUGGGCCUGGAUAUGUGUGAGGCCAUCAAGAAGGUCCGAGAUGCCACCGGAGUCGAUAUCAACAUGCGUGUGGGCGUCCAUUCUGGAAAUGUCCUCUGUGGUGUGAUCGGCCUCCGGAAGUGGCAGUACGAUGUGUGGUCGCAUGACGUAACACUUGCGAAUCACAUGGAGGCUGGAGGUGUACCCGGGAGGGUCCACAUCUCUUCAGUGACGUUGGAGCAUUUGAAAGGCUCGUACAAGGUGGAGCCUGGAGACGGACAGAGCAGAGAUUCCUACCUCAAAGAGCAUAAAGUGGUCACCUACCUGGUCAUCAACCCAAAGACCGAGAGGCACAGCCCUCUGCUAGGCCUGCGCUCUCGUCCCUCUCUGGAUGGUGGGAAGAUGAGGGCGUCUGUCAGGAUGACCCGAUACCUGGAGUCCUGGGGAGCCGCCAAACCCUUCGCCAAUCUCCACCAUCGAGACAGCAUGACCACAGACAAUGGCAAGAUUAACACGACAGACGUUCCAAUGGGGCAGUACCACUUCCAGAGACGAGAAAGGUCCAAAUCCCAGAGGAGGAGGUUUGAAGAAGAACUCAAUGAACGAAUGAUUCGCACCAUCGACGGCAUCAACUCGCAAAAACAGUGGUUGAAGUCUGAAGACAUCCAGAGGAUCUCACUGUUCUUUCACAACAAAGCUUUGGAAAAAGAGUACAGAUCCACCACAUUACCUGCCUUCAAGUACUAUGUCACCUGCGCCUGCCUCAUAUUCUGCUGUAUAUUCAUAGUGCAAGUCCUCGUCCUGCCCAAAACUGCUGUGCUGGGGAUCUCCUUUGGCCUGGCAUUCCUGCUCUUGGCUUUGAUCCUGCUCCUUUGCUUCGCUGGUCACAUUCUGCAGGGAAGGAAGGGAUCUUUCUGCCCUCUUACGUGGUUCCCAACUUCAUCGCGCAUCAUUGUCACCAAUAACCCCUGGCUACGAUUGGUCCUCACCAUGACAACCACUGCUCUCAUACUGGUGAUGGCAGUCUUCAAUAUGUUUUUUGUGGAGGACCCUGGAGGAUUGAUGGAGGACACCCUGACAACUGCUCCACCUGUCAAUCGAACCAAUGACAGCCUGUUGGACGACAUGGAAGAAAAUACAGGCAAAAACAAAUUUUACCUGCCAUAUUUCAUCUACUGCUGCAUAUUGGGCCUGGUAUCGUGCUCAGUGUUCUUGAGGAUCAACUACGAGCUGAAGAUGGUGGUAAUGUUGGUUGCCGUGGUGAUGUACAACAUCAUCAUUCUCCAGACACAUUCCUCUCUGCUGGAUGGAUUUAGCCAAGCCUUGUACCCCACUGAAAAACUAGAUAGACCAGGCGUCCUGAAGGAUCUAAAGACCAUGGGUUCUGUGUCUCUGUUCAUCUUCUUCAUCACACUGCUGGUGUUAGCAAGGCAGAAUGAAUAUUACUGUAGGUUGGACUUCUUGUGGAGGGACAAGUUUAAGAGGGAGUGUGAGGAGAUUGAAACCAUGGAGAACCUCAACCGAGUUCUGCUGGAGAACGUUUUACCAGCUCACGUCGCCGAACAUUUCCUAGGACGCAACUGGAAAAAUGAAGACCUUUAUCAUCAGUCAUAUGAGUCAGUGUGUGUGAUGUUCGCCUCCAUCCCAGACUUCAAAGAGUUUUAUACUGAGUCUGAUGUCAAUAAGGAAGGACUGGAGUGCCUCCGUCUUCUCAACGAGAUCAUAGCAGACUUUGAUGAGCUGCUGUCCAAGCCGAAGUUCAGCGGAGUGGAGAAGAUAAAGACCAUUGGCAGCACCUACAUGGCUGCAACUGGACUCAAUGUGACACCAGGACCAGAGUGUGCACAGGAACAUGACAGACAGUACAUGCACAUAGGCACGAUGGUGGAGUUCGCCUUCGCCCUUGUUGGGAAGCUGGACGUCAUCAACAAGCACUCUUUUAAUGAUUUUAAACUCCGUAUCGGGAUAAAUCACGGACCAGUGAUUGCAGGGGUAAUUGGGGCCCAGAAGCCUCAGUACGACAUCUGGGGAAACAGUGUGAAUGUGGCCAGUCGGAUGGAGACCACUGGGGUGUUGGGCAAAAUACAGGUAACAGAGGAGACGAGUUGUAUCUUGUCAGCACUUGGGUACAUGUGUUCAUGUCGUGGCAUCAUCAACGUGAAGGGCAAAGGAGAGCUGAAGACCUACUUUGUUCAUACAGAGAUGACCCGAUCUCUGUCUCAAGGGACUGUGAUGCCUUGAGCAUGCCACACUAACUGAACAAAUAGACUCGAGAACAGAACUGCACACUCAAAGUGGCCGUAGAAGUGAUUUGUCAUGCUCUGUAAGUAAAACCCAUUACCAGAAGCCAGCAGUACAAUGGAUAGACAGUUGUCGAAAAACCACUUUUCUCCUUAGCAACACAGUGUAGAUCAGGGCCGAGGUGCAACAGCACAGUCCUUCAAUGCUGCACUUUGGAUGGUUUUCACAUCUCGAGUGUAACAAGGACUUCGCUGCAAGGAGUCUCUUCACCGUCUAAAGGAGUGCCUGACUAAAGAGAGGUUUGCUAAAUUAGUGCAGCUCUCAAGGACCGCAGUCACCCAUCUGUACAGUAGUAGUGGUGUGGAGUUAAUUACCCAUGCCGGUGUUGCAGUGCUUCAGAGCCUUAAACUUGAGCAAACUGAGCUGCCUGCCGAACUGUUUUUGUUUUUUUUGUUUUUUAAUUCUCUGCUAGGUUGGCAAAGUGAGCCAGUUUGUUUCCAUUUCAUUCCAAAUGGAUGUUAGAAUAGUUUAUUGUCAUAUAGAGCUGUCGAUGCCAACAAAUUGCCAGCGUGAUGGGUAGUUUGCCAAAACCUGUGAUUUGUAUUUAUAGCUUUAGAGCUGCGUUUGUGUCCCACACGAGCAGGUGGACUCAGGCACAGGAUCCAAGAGGAAAGCGUAGAAGUUUCUUUUUUUAUAAUCUAUCUGGAACCAAACCAACAGCAUGUGUGUAUACGUUCACUGCCAUCCUUUUGUUAUUCAUUAAACAUUUGUAUAUAAAUUGG
This is a messenger RNA of Amphiprion ocellaris (clown anemonefish), 7709 nucleotides long. It is a transcript of the gene adcy2b, whose product is annotated as adenylate cyclase 2b (brain). The transcript is spliced from 24 exons. Gene Ontology annotation, biological process: cAMP biosynthetic process; adenylate cyclase-activating G protein-coupled receptor signaling pathway; adenylate cyclase-inhibiting G protein-coupled receptor signaling pathway. Lineage: Eukaryota; Metazoa; Chordata; Actinopteri; Pomacentridae. Gene Ontology annotation, cellular component: plasma membrane. The coding region runs from base 4075 to 6927 and encodes 950 amino acids. The record is from RefSeq and is a predicted model, not a curated record. Gene Ontology annotation, molecular function: adenylate cyclase activity.